Frankliniella occidentalis (western flower thrips) is the source of this 3279-nucleotide messenger RNA. Its product is annotated as ankyrin-1. The coding region runs from base 386 to 2410 and encodes 674 amino acids. NCBI's taxonomy places the organism in Eukaryota, Metazoa, Arthropoda, Insecta, Thysanoptera, Thripidae. Gene Ontology annotation, biological process: intracellular signal transduction. The record is from RefSeq and is a predicted model, not a curated record. Gene Ontology annotation, molecular function: protein binding. Gene Ontology annotation, cellular component: nucleus; cytoplasm. The transcript is spliced from 11 exons.
UAGAAGCGAGACGACGUCAGUCGGCAGUCCUCAACAACUCGAGUGCCCGUGCUGCCAUCUGCAGUUACUUUCUCCUGCUUUCUCUUGCUCAGACCAAUCAGAUGACAUGCUGAUAUUUUCCCUUUCGAGUCCUGAGUCCACGCUCCUCUGUGGAGUGAAGCCUAGGAUCAGGCAUCUCUUGUGUGUACAAAUUUUGCCUGUUAUAUGUGUUAUCGUUUGUUAUGUUGAAGUUGAAAUUCUGCAAUUCUUUGGUAAGAUAUGACUCUUUCACAUGUUUUCAAUUCGUGAUCAGAUUUUGUUGAAGAUUCACCUAUCACAGUUCAUCAAAACAUGGCUGUAAUGUAGAAAACUUUUAAGUUGAGGGUACCCAAGGGGUGCCAAAGGCAUGGGGAGUGCCCUGAGCAAUCUGUUCAGUAGCAAUGGCCUUUUGGUAUCAAAUCACCGAGGUAUAUCUGACCUCUCUAAAGACCACGUCAGACAGCUGUUUGAAGUCUUGAGGGCAAAUCCUCGAAUUAAUAUUCAAAGAUUGGAAGGAUUUCUUCAAGGGAUACCUAAGUGUGAUAACAUUUUGCUAGCUCAUAAUGGUGAGGGAUACAACCUUUUACAAAAGUGUGUUGGCAUCAAUAAUGUUGAACUAGUACGGUGGAUCUGUUCAAGAAAUCCAGAUUUGAAUCGCGGAGCCUGUUCCUUUCCACUUCAUAUUGCUUGUCUGAAAGGGCAUGAACAAAUUGUUGAGUUGCUCUUGAAACAUGGGGCAAGAGUUGAUGUUGAAGCACGCAUGUGCUGGCCUGGUCCGCACAAUCAAAACUGUGAAGAGCGUGGGAAGUACACUACUUCACAUGGAGACCCUAUUCCAUCAGAGAGAACUAGUGACAAACUCCAGAAUGCUAUUUGUUAUGCAAUUGAUGGAGACCAGGUAGCAAUACUAGAAUUACUUACUCAAAAUGGUGAUGAACAUUGGUUUCCAUGGCAAGCCAAACGACCAUUGCUACAUAUUGCCUGUGAUCGAGGUGCAUGGAACUGUUGUAAAUAUUUAGUAGAAGAGAGGCCUGAGGAAGUUAAUUUAUGCUUUGAUGAAUAUUAUCCUAUUCAUCAGGCUGUCCUGCAUGAUGUACGCUUUCUGGAACUGCUCAUUUCAUGUGGUGCACAGACCACUGUUCGCACAGCAACUCAGCAAAUGACUGUUUUACAUAUUCUUUACCUUAUUGGGCGUAAGUCUGCACAAGAUACAAUGGCAACAACACGCCUUCUGCUAGAUAAUGGUAUGAGAGAAAGUAUCAAUGAAGCAGAUUCCCUAGGUAAUACUCCUCUUCAUGGUCUAAUUGUUAGGUAUGCCUUAGAAGAAGCUCGUUAUGGAUAUGACCAUGACAACACUCCAUGGAAUAAAUGGGAUGUAUUGCAUUUGGUUCGUUUCUUGCUUCAAAAUGGUGCUAGACCCUCUAUAAACCAGCAAGGUAAUUCAGCCCUUGCAUGUGUGUUACGGCAUGUUCGUGAUUGGGAAUUUCGAUAUGAGUUGUUAAACAUGCUUCUACAAGAAGGUGGCAAUCCAAAUUUUGUUGGGCGUGAUGGUUCUGUUCCUUUGAUGGUUUGUCUUGUGCCACUCAUAAAUAAAGAUCCAUUACAUCAUUUUACUCAUAACAUGAAGGUCUGUUAUUUGAACUGUGUAAGAAUUUUGUGUAAGCAUGGUGCAAGCCCUAACUGUUCUUCGCGGUCCAACUUAACCCCCUUACAUGUGCUCAUGUUUACUGCCAGUGAAAGUAUUGCCCUUUCACGUCAAGAUGAAAAAGCUCAAAACUUUGAGUUUAUACGUAGCUUACUGGUUCUACUUUUACAAAAUGGUUUGGACCCAAAUGUGCGGUUUUCUCAAAAAACACCUCACAUCUUGCCUGCUGUGAUGGAUAUGGUGCCUCAGGCCCGUUCUCCAGCUGACUUGGUCCAUGUUCACUCACUUACUUUGGCUCUUCUUCAGUAUGGUGCAGAUCCAAACAUAAAUGUUCCUCCACCCGACCACAUAACUAUUUGUCAUUCUCAAUCUUGUGUUUUGAAAAAAGCAUCAAAUCAUGUUUUAUACUAUUACAUAGUUACAAUAUGUAGAAAAGAAGAAAUAAUCCUGGAUCCUGCCCAAAACUUUAUUGCUAUCAUCAUGCUGUUCUAUUUCUGUAUGGACCAUCGACCAUUGUUCUCAUGCUUGAAAGUUAUUUUUACUGCUCUGCACUCUGGCAUCAUGUCAGUCAAAGGAAACCCUGCCCUUCUGAAUGUGAUUCGUGAACUUCAUGCAUCACCACGCACGUUGAAACAAAUCAGUAGAGUUUCAAUUUAUAAAGCACUGAGGCGUUGUCCUGGAGUCCAUGCCAACAAAUUACCCCUACCUCCAACUUUAAAAGAUUACUUACUCAAUUUUGAACCUUGAAGAUUUCCAAGUUACUUGUUUUAGACAAAUGAUAUGUUUAUCAGAGUCUGGUUUGUUGUUUUAUUAUAUUCUAAUUGUUAUAUUACUGUUAUUUAAUUAUUUCAGUCUGACCACAGGUGCUGUUGCACCUUAAUUAUUGAGCUUGGAAUUCUGUAAAUCAAGUUGCUUUACUUUUAAUGCUUGGAAAACUGGUGCUGUCAUCCAUCUUCAAGUGGUUGACCUUGAAGUUGACACAUUAUAUUUCUGGAACUGUUUUCCCUUAUUUGAGCAAUGGUGCUGCGCUGCACCAACUAUGUGACUUUGGGAUGCUAUUCUAUAUGCAUUCCUAUGGUAGUUUUAAUCUGCAAGAUCUUGCCUGAUCUAACUUUGAUGAGAUGUGUAAAUAAAGGGCAAGCAUAAAGCAAAGCAUUCUUCCAGUGUGUCAAAUACUUAACUAGCUCUGCUGUAAUUACAUGGUAAUUACUCAGCACAGCCCAGGAAAACUUCCUUCCAGCAUGAGAAAGCACAUUGUGCUCAGCAUUUUAUUAACCAUAAUUUAAAUUUGUUCUGUUGCCCAGCUUCAUGUUCAUUUCAACAUUCAUACACAUGAUAAAAAGAGAAAAAAAAAGGGCUUGGCUCUGUUUGUGGACUACAAUGGUUAAAUUUAUACAAUUUUCCACUACCACUGGAAUCUCAUUAGCCUGUUAACCUGAAAAUUAAGCGCUUUAAAAUUGUGUUCAAUUAAAAAUGUUUAUUGUGGGCUUUGUUGACUUUCAGGAAAGAAAUUCAGCUACCAAAACAAGCAAACAGUUCUAAUAAGUAUUGGGAUGCUUGUUAAUUGUAUGUGUGUCCAGGAAUAAGUUAUUUCAAAAUAAAACCAAACAAAUUUA